AUUUAUUUAUUAUAAUAUGUAUAUUCAUCCAUCCUUUGUUCCUUUGGUUUGGUUUGCUGGGUUCUGGACAGCAGUCAACAUCGUUUUUUGGAUAUUUAAACGGCGCGAGCCACCACACACAAGCGGAUCAGACAACGCAGAUCAGGCAGACCACACAGAGCAGUCAGAACAAUCAGACCAAGGGGCAGCAGAGGCUGAUCCAGAUGCAGAUACGUUGGUUGAGCUGGUCUCACCGCUGCAUCUGCGCCUGAGCAGCAGUCGGUUCAACGACAAAAUAACAUGUCUUGCUCGCGUUCCUCUUUUCCAAACAGGGCGCGGGAAACAAGCGUGGGACAGGUUUUACGAUAUGGGAGUGUACACGGCGUUUCUCAGCAUGUUUCUGUGCUGGGGAGUUUUGGGCUACGGCGGAUACCAAAUCACAAGCGCGUUGGUGGGAAAGUUUCGGCAGCCCCUGGGUGAUAUGGCUGCUUCUGGUGGUGGUGAAACGGUGUCUUUGCUGGCGAGGAGGUAUUUUGAUGCGUCAGAAGGGCGUAUUCUGAAGCCAAUAAUUCCUGGAGUGACGUUGCCAGUGGGACACUUUGGGGAGUAUUUUUUGGCACUGGUUGUUUGCGCAGCAGUACAUGAGUGGGGACAUGCGCUAGCAUCGGCUUUUUGCGGUGCCGGGGUGCGCUCCGUGGGGGUUUUUGUCCUGGGGGUGUAUCCCGGGGCAUUUGUAGAUUUGGCAGCGGAUCUGUUGGAGCGGCUGAGUGUGUGGGAGCAGCUGCGCGUGGUGUGCGCCGGUGUGUGGCAUAAUUUCAUUUUGGCAGCGGUGGUUUGGGCCGUAGUUUGCUCGGGGUUGCUUGGGCGCAUGCUUGGAGCCACGGUGUGUAAGCAGGCGCAGGGCGUGGCUGUAGUGGAUGUCUCGGCGUCUUCGCCGCUUUUCGGGCGGCUGCCCCUGGGCAGCACAGUCUACCGUGUGGAUGACGUGUGGCUAGAUGAGAGCCGCCGCCGCAGCAGCAGCAGCAGCGGGGUAUUGAAUAACACUGCGGUGGUGACAGGUAUGGGCGGCGACACGGCCCUUGUGCGGUGGACUUGGGCUUUGCUGGCGUCGAGCAAUCGGGAUACGCUGGCGGCCGGGUUCUGCGCGUCAGCGGCGACCAAUGUGGACGACGGGCUGUGCUGCGAAAUGUCGGCGCAGUAUCCGCUGGGCGAGAGCCCUGAUCCGGAGAUCCACUGCUUUGAGACGUUCGAGCAGUCGUUUUCGCUGGGAUGCUAUGAUCUGCGCGCGAUUCUGGAGUCGCCCUUGGGAGGCAGCGGCGAUGCAGGCAGGUGCUUGGGGUCGUCGGAGUGUGCGCAUGGCGAGUGCGUCGUCCCCAGCUCGCCGUUUGCAGAGGGCCGUGUUGCGCGUAUCUAUUACGACAAUCAGCGGCAGCAGCAAGCCGGCGGCAGCACAGGCGACAGCACGGGGGCUGUCAUUUAUGUGGGCGUGGGCGGAUGGAUCGAGGGCUUUUUGCAGUACGUGGUGUCGUUUUCGCUGGCGUUCUGCCUGCUGAAUGCAGCGCCGGCGUGGUGGCUGGACGGAGACCACGCGCUGCGGCUGGCGCUCGGGGACAGCCCGGCGGUCGUGCACCGGCUGGUGACGGGGGCGACGACGGCAUUGCUCGCGUGUUGCAUCGUCGGGUCGAUCGUCCUGCUGGCAAUAUGAUGUGGUGCUUAGAUCCCGGCGACUGCAAGGGAGAGUGAGGUGGAUCAGGGCUAUGGGUAUGGGGGGGGGGAAUGGCCAGCGGCUGGGCGGAGUGGCGAAAGUGAACAACUUUAACAAGUAAUUUAUAGACCGCCCAAGAAUGCAAGUGCCAGGCCCCAAGCCCAAGCCUGCAGUCAAGAGAAAGUCUGAUCCAAAGACUGGGUCCACCAUCCAAACGAAGCAAAGCUGGUAUUUAUGCUUGACAGAUCGACCAAUCUCAAUCACCAUUGGGUAGAAUAAAAUCAUUGGCAGCAGGUGCAGGAGGAAUUAGGUAGAGCUUUUGGACAAAAGCUCCCCAAUUAUAAUUACGAUUUUCGAUUUAUUAUCUUUUCGAUUAUCAGGCGGCCAAAAUUCAGCA
Messenger RNA from Kickxella alabastrina, 2081 nucleotides. RefSeq lists its product as uncharacterized. The transcript has 2 exons. Gene Ontology annotation, molecular function: metalloendopeptidase activity. Gene Ontology annotation, cellular component: cytoplasm; membrane. Gene Ontology annotation, biological process: membrane protein intracellular domain proteolysis; regulation of response to endoplasmic reticulum stress. Bases 17 to 1684 code for a protein of 555 amino acids. The record is from RefSeq and is a predicted model, not a curated record. Lineage: Eukaryota; Fungi; Kickxellomycota; Kickxellomycetes; Kickxellales; Kickxellaceae.